Pezoporus flaviventris is the source of this 1919-nucleotide messenger RNA. It is a transcript of the gene OLFML1, whose product is annotated as olfactomedin like 1. Gene Ontology annotation, biological process: signal transduction. The transcript is spliced from 3 exons. The record is from RefSeq and is a predicted model, not a curated record. The coding region runs from base 452 to 1645 and encodes 397 amino acids. NCBI's taxonomy places the organism in Eukaryota, Metazoa, Chordata, Aves, Psittaciformes, Psittacidae.
UAGACCAGCUACAUACUGCACAGUGUUGGUCACAUGGGAAGGCAGAUGGGAGGAAAAAGAAAGGAAAACAAAUUAUUUUUAUUUGUAUUUAAUAAAAUUUGGCCUGCAGGCUUUAUGUGACUCAGUACUGAACAUCUGGGAUUGAUCAGAGGAUCACAGACUGGAAAACAGUCAUAUGGCUUCUAGAAAUAAACACAUUCAGUUCCUCUUCCACAAUUUAUUUUUUUAAUGACAAACUGCAACUGCCAUUUUAAGUCUUUUUAAUACUUGCAGCCGCAGUAUUUUUAACUUCUUAGUAAUUUUUAGUAUUACUUUUUCACAUCAUGGCAUCAGACAACUCUUAAAUUGCAUUUAAUCCUGGACUGGCAGUAGUGUUUGGGAUUGCCAUACACACACACACACACACACACACUUAAUUCACUACUAUUUUGCUUCAGAAUUUUAUGAAACAAUGGUAGUCUUGCAACUUCAAUUUUUAUUAGUUCCUUUGCUCACAAGCACCAUGGGAGCGGCACAAUAUAUGAUGCAAGAUGCAGUGCUGAUGAACUACAUUGACCGGCGUUUCCUGUCUUUAGAGAAGAGGCUGGAAAAAUGCAACCAAGACAUACUGGAUUACGUGGAAGAAUUUCGAGACUUUUCAAAGAUGGUACUGGCACGCCUGGCAAGACUGAACAGUUACAAGGCUGAGGUUAAAAGUGAAGUAGAGAAUUUGCUAACAAGAAUUGAACGAGCACAGGGGGACAUUGACUACUUUGGAUCUGUCGCAGUUUCUAAUACAUGUAUAGAAGUACAUGAAGACCUGGUGAAACAGCAGCUAUUUGAAGAAGCAGAAACAAAAAAGAAACUUAAGCUCAUGCUUAAUGCAAGUUGCGACCACAUGCUUUCAGGUAUUAAGUCCCUAAAGAUACUUAAGAAGACUGGAGAUAAGCAUGGCUCUUGGAUGAAAGAUCCUGGCAAAAAGCAUGCAAAGAUCUAUUUAUUCAAUGGUUCUGUAAAUAAUGUUAUUUUGGAAUUUUCAAAUAUCAUGACAUUCAUGGAAAGCAAUCAUAUGCUAAAAGCUCACAAAGUCACCUUGCCAUUUCCCUGGCAAGGAACUGGCCACAUCAUAUACCAGGGUUUCCUGUUCUAUCACAAAUACGGCUCCUUAAAUGAAAUAAUUAAAUUCAAUAUCCAGAAAAGAAACAUAACUGACCAAAUGCUAUUGCCAGGGGCUGGAAGAAUUCCUGCUUAUCAGCUUUCUCCACCUACAAAAAUAGAUCUUGCCAUUGAUGAGCAAGGGCUCUGGGCAAUACAUGCAGAACCAGAGACUGAAGGAAACAUUGUAAUCACUAAAAUCAACCACAUAACCAUGACAGUAGAGCACACCUGGGACACAUCAUGCAAUAGCAAGGAUGCUGAAGCAGCUUUCAUGAUAUGCAACACACUCUAUGUUGUCUACAACUUUCCAAGUGGAGGCACCUCUCGCAUACAAUGUGUUUAUGAUGUUUUGGAUGCUGUAAAUACUUAUGAAAUCCCAGUAUUGCAUUUUCCAAAGCGUCAGGGUAGCCAUUCCACUAUACAUUACAAUCGUAAAGAAAAACAACUCUUUGCUUGGGGUGAUGGAUCCCAGAUCAUUUAUAAGCUGCACACAAAGCAAAAAGUUUAGAAUCUUUAGCAACUUUACAAGUACACUUAAAAGCUGUCAGCCCCAUAUCAAGGUGAUCAUUAAAGCAUAUUAAAAUUACAGUAUUGCCAUUUGUUACAACUUUCAUCUAUUUUGCAUUCAUUUAGGCUUUCAUACCCAGUGAUCUUAAACUAAUGUCCAAUUAAUAAUAUGUAAAGACUCCAUUAAUAUAUAUUACAUGAUGAUCCAACACCACAUAGGUACACACACUGCCAAAUCAGUCUUAAAGACUAAAGCUAAUUAGGGAAAAAAAAAA